Messenger RNA from Saccharomyces kudriavzevii IFO 1802, 1164 nucleotides. RefSeq names its product TOM complex pore protein TOM40 (gene TOM40). Lineage: Eukaryota; Fungi; Ascomycota; Saccharomycetes; Saccharomycetales; Saccharomycetaceae. Gene Ontology annotation, molecular function: transmembrane protein transporter activity. The coding region runs from base 1 to 1164 and encodes 387 amino acids. Gene Ontology annotation, cellular component: mitochondrial outer membrane translocase complex; mitochondrial outer membrane. The transcript has a single exon. Gene Ontology annotation, biological process: protein import into mitochondrial matrix. The record is from RefSeq and is a predicted model, not a curated record.
AUGUCCGCGCCCACUUCAUUAGCAGAGGCUUCUCAAAUUCCAACCAUUCCGGCCCUUUCUCCCUUGAAUGCGAAGCAAUCCAAGGGUAAUUUCUUCUCCUCAAACCCAAUAUCUAGCUUUGUUGUGGAUACGUAUAGACAAUUGCAUUCUCACAGGAAAUCUUUGGAGUUGGCCAAUCCAGGCACUGUGGAAAACCUGAAUAAGGAAGUCUCCCGUGACGUGUUUUUAUCUCAAUAUUUUUUUACCGGGUUAAGAGCUGAUUUGAACAAGGCAUUCUCCAUGAAUCCCGCCUUCCAAACUUCGCACACCUUCUCCAUCGGUUCUCAAGCCUUGCCUAAGUACGCAUUCUCUGCACUGUUUGCUAACGACAACCUUUUUGCCCAAGGUAACAUCGACAACGAUUUAUCUGUCUCUGGUAGAUUGAACUAUGGCUGGGACAAGAAAAACAUUUCUAAAGUCAAUUUGCAAAUAUCAGAUGGUCAACCAACAAUGUGUCAAUUGGAACAAGACUACCAAGCUUCCGACUUCUCUGUAAAUGUGAAGACAUUAAAUCCUUCACUUUCUGAUAAGGGCGAAUUCACAGGUGUUGCUGUUGCGUCCUUCCUGCAAAGUGUUACUCCCCAAUUAGCUUUGGGUCUAGAAACUUUAUAUUCUAGGACUGACGGUAGCGCUCCAGGUGAUGCCGGCGUUUCAUACUUGACUCGUUAUGUUUCCAAAAAGCAAGACUGGAUUUUCUCCGGCCAAUUACAAGCCAAUGGUGCUUUGAUCGCCUCAUUGUGGAGAAAAGUAGCUCCAAAUGUUGAGGCAGGUAUCGAAACUACACUACAAGCAGGUAUGGUCCCAAUUACUGAUCCGCUGAUGGGUACACCAAUCGGCAUUCAGCCAACCGUCGAAGGUUCUACCACCAUUGGUGCAAAAUACGAAUAUAGACAAUCCGUAUAUCGUGGUACAUUAGACUCUAAUGGUAAAGUUGCAUGUUUCUUGGAAAGAAAAGUCUUGCCAACCUUGUCUGUUUUGUUCUGUGGUGAAAUUGACCAUUUCAAGAAUGAUACCAAGAUUGGCUGUGGUUUGCAAUUUGAAACUGCUGGUAAUCAAGAAUUGCUAAUGUUACAACAAGGUUUAGAUGCCGAUGGUAACCCACUACAAGCUCUCCCUCAAUUAUAA